Molecule: messenger RNA, 1201 nt
Organism: Saprolegnia parasitica CBS 223.65
Lineage: Eukaryota; Oomycota; Saprolegniomycetes; Saprolegniales; Saprolegniaceae
Exons: 8
Coding region: 8-1156 (382 amino acids)
Molecular function (GO): monoacylglycerol lipase activity; short-chain carboxylesterase activity
Source: RefSeq, a predicted model, not a curated record
AUUGCAAAUGCCAGACGACCGCAAGCCUCGGCUCACCGCGCACGAGAGCCCGACCGCAGCGAGUCGCCUGCUUCUGGCCAAGCUACCGGCGCUGCACGAGGCCUUCCGACCGACAUGGUUCCUUCCGAACGGGCACUGCCAGACCAUUAUGACACACGGUCUCAAUGUCGUACCGCGCAAGGUUGUGCACUAUGAGCGCGAGCUCGUUCGUUUGGUGGACGGCGGCACGGUCUCGCUUGACUGGGCAUCGCCCAAGCCACGGCCGGCGAACCUCGCCACCCUGCUUGACGACCGAAGCGCGCCGACGAUCGUGCUUAUGCAUGGUCUGGGCGGUGGCAGUCACGAGUCGUACAUUCAGCUCACAGCCAAGCGCUGUCUUGUCGCCGGUUUUCGCGUUGUGGUCAUGAACGCCAGGGGUUGUGCUAAAACUCCUGUGACGACACCCAAGCUCGUGUGUCCGGCCGUCACAGCGGACGUCAAAGAGGUCGUCGCCCACCUCCGCGCCACUUCUGCGCCAGCGCCAACACCGUUGAUUGCCGUCGGGUACUCGCUCGGCGCCAAUAUAUUGCUCAAGUAUGUGGGCGAAGCCGGUCAUUCGUGUCCGUUGACGGCCGCGAUUUCGGUUGCAAACCCGUACAAUCUCGAGAUGACCACCGCGCAUCUCGCCACGUCGUGGUGGCACCGACAGAUCUACAACAAAGCGCUCACCAGCGGCCUUGUCAAGCUCAUUUUUAAAAAGAGCAAUGCGCACACCGUGCUGCGGACCGAGGCCUCUGUGAAUCUCACGCAGCUCAAGAAGGCACGCAUCUUGGAAGACUUUGAUCGCGCGUACUCGUGCCCUGUCUUUGGCUACGAGACGCCGAUGGACAUGUACAAAGACGCAUCAUCGGCAGCUUACAUUGCGGGGAUUGCGAUCCCGACGCUGUGCAUCUCGGCGCUGGACGACCCGAUUUGCCCGCGCCAAGCCAUCCCAUACGACGUCGUCAAGGCGAAUCCGAACGUUUUGCUCGCGGUCACGGCGCACGGCGGCCACUUGGGCUACUACACGCGCAACGCCCUCGACACAUGGUACAUCAAGGCCGUCGUGCAGUUUGCGGUUGCGGUUAAGCCCACGGUUGAGGCAGACGACGACCUACACAUCGUCUUGACACCAUGAGACCCUUUAAAACACAAAUAAGAGUUGGCGACAAGCAAGAUACCA